AUGGGGCUAUUCAACUUCCUCUGGUCGUGGAUGUGCAGGCGUGUGUUCAAGCGUGUUGACUACGACAAGAACGGCCGCAUAGAUCCCCUGGAGGUUGAGGUGGCGAUCCUGCACCUGUACAACACUGUCAACAAGAGGCUGCCGGGGUGGCAGGACCCACCCACGCGAGCGGAAAUCCAGGCAGCGCUGCGGGCAUAUGAUGCAGACGGCAGCGGCUGCUUGGAGGAGAAGGAAUUCGAGCUCUUUGCCAAGAGCCUCAUGCACAGUGGCCCCGACCAAUUCUUUGCCAGGGUGGGCAAAGAUGCUCUCCUGCGAACCGCCGUGCUGCCGGCAGUCACGGUCGGCGUCAAGAACGCAGCCGGCAACCUGUUCAGCGGCGUGCCCGUAGUGGUGCUGGCGCCCGCGAUUGGCUGCGUCGUUUCGGCCAUCAAGGCCCUCAUACCCAUGUAA
This is a messenger RNA of Monoraphidium neglectum, 450 nucleotides long. RefSeq lists its product as hypothetical. The record is from RefSeq and is a predicted model, not a curated record. Bases 1 to 450 code for a protein of 149 amino acids. NCBI's taxonomy places the organism in Eukaryota, Viridiplantae, Chlorophyta, Chlorophyceae, Sphaeropleales, Selenastraceae. The transcript has 7 exons. Gene Ontology annotation, molecular function: calcium ion binding.